This is a messenger RNA of Adineta ricciae, 1002 nucleotides long. The record is from the annotation of a GenBank genome assembly. Lineage: Eukaryota; Metazoa; Rotifera; Eurotatoria; Adinetida; Adinetidae.
AUGGCCACAAAUGGUUUGACCAAGUUACGUCUGCUUAUUACAUUAGGAGUCAUUGGCUUGUUCGGAAUUAUUACCUUUGCUCUUGCUGCUGUUACUCUUGGUACUCUGAACAAACGAUUAGAUGCUGUUGAUGGUAAAUUAUUAGCAAUAGCAGCUGGAUCGCUGACUACGCUGUCAACUGUAAUCACAAUGACACCAAGUCAGAACCUAUCACUUGUCACGUCUAUCGAUGUGAUUGAUGUUUUAAAGCAUCUUCAUGAAUUGCAAAGUAUUGCUGAUCGUGCCAACGGCACUCGAGCUAUAAAUACGCGUGGUUUCAACGAAACACUACAGUAUAUUAAAUAUACUCUCUCUCGUAAAACUAACUUCACAGUAAUCGAAGACAGUUUUCCAGUCAGAGAUUUUGCUCUCAAUAGUGAUCCAGUUUUUAUAUCGUCAGUCAAUGGCACUAUCAAGAUCUAUACUUUCUCAUUAGAUCUCACUAAAGCUGAUUUUCUAUAUGCCAAGUAUUCUACCGGUUCAAAUAUAACGGAUAUUGGCUAUGUCAGCGUUAUACCUAAUGGUGGAUGCAACGAAACAGACUGGCAAAACGUUAUUUCUGGACGAAUAGCUCUCAUCAAAAAGGAAGGUGACUGUUCAUCUCGACAGCGAAUUUCUCAUGCUACUAAAUACAAUGCUAGUGGAAUUCUCUUUUAUAACAACGGUAGAUCGUCGGAAGAUUUAGCGCCGAUCAAAAUUAUACUUAGUCAAGAUAACAUUUUACCAGUUCUAUUUCUUUCACACAAAGUUGGUCAAGAUCUAGUUGAUGCAAUUUUGAAUCAAUCGUCAAAUGUCACUGUUCAGUUAGGUAUUGACGUAAAAAGUCUACCGGCCUUUCCUGUUGGAAACAUAUGUGCAUACACAUCGAGCGGAAAUGCUACUCAAACGAUUCUGAUUGGAAGUCAUGCUGAUAGUGUGCCUGAAGGUCCUGGUAUCAAUGAUAAUGGUAUACGAUUAAAAUAG